Microthlaspi erraticum is the source of this 393-nucleotide messenger RNA. The record is from the annotation of a GenBank genome assembly. NCBI's taxonomy places the organism in Eukaryota, Viridiplantae, Streptophyta, Magnoliopsida, Brassicales, Brassicaceae.
AUGGAACCCCUACAACAGUUCGAGCAGCCAGCUCCACCAAGGCCAAGGAGCCACACACACUUCAAGAUGAAGAAGAGGAUCGAUCGAGUCGAAUGGAGUGCUCCUGAUGGCCGUCUCCCUCUCCAGACCACGACCUUGCCUCCCAGUUCUUUGGGGGGCACUGAGGCUAAGUUUGGGGGUGCCAACUCGAGCUCGAUCGAGUUGGGUGUCAAAAACCAGAAAAGUGGUCUUUUGGAGCAUUUGGAGCAUAUGGGACGUGAGGAGCAAGGAAGGACUUGGUGCAUGGACGCAGCUCGACCAUCCGGUCGAGUUCCUCAACUCGACCGGCCAAGCUUCAACUCGAUCGAGCUGAGAAGUCAAAGUCAAACCCGAAAAAUGUUGCUUCCCCCUUGA